AUGGCCUCACAGCAGCCCCGGCGAGACGGAGAAUCGAGCGACAAAGCCCCGGCAAUGUCUGCGGCGGCGACUCCGACAGCGCCCCAGCGGCCGGACAUGGGAAGCUGGACAUCUUCGGCCCCCGUCGGUGGUGUACCCAAACUGGAUGCCGGACGGAAGUCGGGGACUGGACCGAAAGUCGGGCACACCUUGGUCGAGGAGGAUGAAGGGGCAGCGAGCGAGGACACUUCCAGGCGAGCCCGGUCUCGGCGAACGGGCGAUGAGGAAUCGUUGAAAGUCGUCACCCCCGAAGUCACCAUCGCCGUGGUUGGUGAAGAGAAUGCGGGCAAGAGCAGCUUUGUCAAAUGUGCCUUGGACAUGAAAACCACGCCUGCCUCGUUCUCCAACAAGAAGAAGAUGUCGCUCGAUGGCUCGGUCUACAUUGUUCGCUUGCUGGAGGUUGAUUUGAAGGAGGUUGCGUUCGAUCACGACACGAAGAUUAUAUGGCCGCGGAAAAACCGCGACACUCCGGCCCCGAAAAUUGAUGGAGUGAUGGUGCUGCACGAUGCAACUACCCCGGACAAGCUUGCUGAGACGACGGCUAUCUUAGACUCUCUGGCUACGUCCACCUUGCCAUUCUUGUUGGUUGCCUGCAAAUGCGACCUGCGCCCGGAUAGCGAAAUGGAGCCGGUUCACGGACGCUACACGAUCUAUCAAACCUCGAGUGAUUCACCCCGAACCCAGCGAAUGUGUAUUGCGUUGGUGUUACGGGCAGUGAUUUCCCACCGCGACGAUCUUCCUUUGCCCACCGUGCAGUCAAAUCCCCAUCCUCAUCUUCCCCCUCCACCCCCGCCGAAGACAACAAAACCGUUUCAGCCCCACUCUCACGACUGGCAUCACGCCCGUGCCAACUCCGAGAAUCCCACCGUGCUGACCGGAGCCGCUGGCGGCCCAACAACCAGGGCCUCGGAUCGAAAGAUUGAGGGGAACGGCCAUCGUGCGCCCAACCAACCUCAUCCCUCCGACCUGGCGCAACAGCAUGGUUCUAGUUCAACACGAUAUGCUCGAAGCAACUCAAAUCCCCCGGUACCUCCGAAAAGUCCACCACUUAAACCGCGUCUAAAUUCCGACAAACCCUUGCCCCAGCUCGACGCAUCCCCGAAUCAGGAACGUAGUCGUCAGCAGCGGCUGCACACUGCGUGGCGCGAUAGCGGAGGCUCUGACGCUUUCAACAGCUUCUUGAACAUGGAGGACGAAAUGGACGAUGGGCAGAACCAUACGACCCCGGGUGGGAUGGUCCGAGCCAAGCCCAGCACUGAGAGUACUGCGAGUGCCGAGACAGGGGUGUCAUUUGAUGAGCUCGUUGAUCGCUUGGUAGGGUUGCCCAUGUCGAAGCAGGACACGAAAUUUGCGUCCAUCUUCCUGUGUCUGUACCGCAAGUUUGCCGCGCCAGCAACACUCUUGGGUGCUUUGAUCAGCCGGUUUGAGCGAAACGAGACCAGCAAUACCGACCAGCUUGCCCGCAUGGCUGAUCAGCAGAGACUGCUGAAUGUUCUGGCACAGUGGGCGUCGGAAUACCCUGGCGACUUUUACAACCACAAAACUCGCAAGAGAAUCGCCGAGUUUGUCGCUACACUCGAAAAGAGCCACUUCUAUAUGUUUGCCGCCAAGGAAAUUGGGUCAUAUCUCGAAUCAAAUGUCGAAGAUGACGAUAUUGGCUGGGCAUUUAACGAUGGCGACGUCGAUGACUCCACCCUCACCGAAACGUUCUUCAAUACCUCCGGCCGAAGCUCGCCAGUACCCUUCCUCUCCGGCACAAGCUACGAGGAAGAGGAAGAAGAGGACCCUAUCUACAAUAUGAGCGCGCUUGAUCUAAGUGACGGUCCACACGACUCUACUUCCCGGCUAUCGGGGACGCUCUCCGUCUCUUCCAACACCGACAAGCCGGGGAACACACUGAAUCAAUCAUUGACCUUGUUGACCAUCGAGGCGGCCCAGAAAGAGUCACUUCGUCUGGAACUCACCUCGCGGACAUCGUUGAACAAGAUUCAGUGGCGGUAUUUCAUGGAGACGCCCGAGGAGGAGUUUGCGCGGGAACUGACCCGUAUCGACUGGAUCAUGUACAACUCCUUCCGACCUCGCGAUCUCGUCCGCCACGUGAGCAUUUCCGGCGUGGACAAGGACAAGAUCAAAAGCCUCAAGAACGUCAAUCGGAUGAUCAAGCAGUUCAACCACCUCGCAUUCUUCGUGGCUACCAUGAUUUUGUUGAGAGACAAGCCCAAGCAUCGGGCCAAGGCCUUAGAGAAAUUCAUGGGCGUCGCGGCGAAACUUCGCCGCCAAAACAAUUACAAUUCCCUGGGUGCUGUGAUUGCCGCCAUCAACGGCACCCCGGUUCAUCGACUCACGCAGACCCGCGAGCUGAUCCCACCCCAAACACAAAAAGAGUUCAUGCGUCUGGUUAUUCUCAUGAGCACGCAGAGAAGCCACUUCGCUUACCGGCUUGCCUGGGAGAACUCGUUCUCCGAGCGCAUUCCGUUCCUGCCCCUGCAUCGCCGUGAUUUGGUCUCCGCCGAGGAGGGCAACAAGACCUUUGUGGGCGAGAACAAAUCCCGCAUCAACUGGAAGAAGUUCGAGGUGAUGGGCGAAGUGGUUCUCGGCAUCCAGCGGAGCCAGAAAUCACCGCACCCGCAAGCGCAGAGAUUCGACGACUUAGAGCGACUGAUCCUUGACGCGAAGAUGUCAGGAGACGAAGAGGUGAGAUUAGCACUCAUAUACAAGCUACCAUACCUGGAUCGGGUUACUGAUUUCAUUGUUCAGGACUUGUACGCUCGCAGCUUGUAUCUCGAACCGGCCACCGGUGGCGAGACCGGCCGAAGGAAGUUCGGCUGGCUCCGUGCUUAG
Penicillium alfredii is the source of this 2880-nucleotide messenger RNA. RefSeq names its product putative Ras guanyl-nucleotide exchange factor RasGEF. Lineage: Eukaryota; Fungi; Ascomycota; Eurotiomycetes; Eurotiales; Aspergillaceae. Gene Ontology annotation, molecular function: guanyl-nucleotide exchange factor activity. The record is from RefSeq and is a predicted model, not a curated record. The transcript has 5 exons. Gene Ontology annotation, biological process: Ras protein signal transduction; positive regulation of GTPase activity. Gene Ontology annotation, cellular component: plasma membrane. The coding region runs from base 1 to 2880 and encodes 959 amino acids.